AUGGCGGAACUGAACAUGCUGUUGGUUUUAACGCUGGCUAGUGUAGUCUGCUCAACAGGGGCGUGGAAAUUGGCCCAUGGAGAAGGAAUGCAAUUGCCGGGAAUCAAGGAUAUCCCUCCGAAUGCUUAUUUUCAUGAAGAAUAUUUAGAAAUUCCAUCAUCAAACACUACAGAAGGAAUAAAUGUUGACAUCAGCUCUGUAUUUCCGGGAGAUGUCGCAUGGAUUGAAUCCUCCGAUGGUAACGUUGGGAUUUAUGCCGUUUCUUAUCAAGAAAGACAUGGUUAUACAUCUAAAACGGAACCGGAAAUACAGAUUAAAGCUUCAUUAACUUCCAGGAAAUUGGAAAUUCGGAUUUAUCCCAUGGAUCCCCUUCCACUUAUGUCCUUGCCCCUAAACGGGGCUAAGUUUGUGUCGGUCAACGUAUUGUGUUUAACGUUGGCCGUAAUGGUCAGUCUGCUUGAUCACCGAGUCGGUCUGUUGCUAGGCAUUGUGGUGUCCUGCAGUCUUGUUUCCAGUGUGGAUACGUUCCCAAGGUCAAGUGACGUCAGGUGCAACGUGGUCAUACAUUACCCAAAAAAUAUAACAUUCUCCAACAUCAGCAUCGUGGUUCCAGAGGGAAAUAUUUCCAUUCCACCUAAAGAAAAAAUGAAUCAAUCCGGAGAUGUAUGGUGCUCAACGAAUCACACAGCCACUGGGUGUGCAUUCUGUUGUCACGGUAACGGAUUCUGUGGUCCAGGAAAUGUCUGCACGUGUACAGGAAAUUACGACAAUGAAAGCGACUGUGAGAGUGAAUUGAAGCCAAAGUUCAAAUUAUAUACCGGAAGAAUGGACCCAAGAUUAGCAAGAUUUCAUUCUCUUGACCUCUAUCAGCAUUUAAUCAUAGGCAAGCGUCGAGAUGACGGAGUAGCACGAAUGGUGACGGAAAUAAUGUCACGUGACGAAGCUGGAAACGAGAUUGUGAUUGGUGUCAAAAAGGGAAAGCAGAUCAAAGAUAUUAUUGUUACCGGAAGUGAGAGGAAACGUAUUCAGUGGAUUAAUUCAUGUACUAUUCUUGUGACGUCAGAAAACGAACAUGACUCAACUGUUUUAAACACAUGUGAUACACAUCACGAAGAUAGAAAGAAUGAUACAAAGAAAAAAAGGAAACGAAAGAAAAAGGAUAUCACCAUUUUGUCGAUCAAACAAGAGUCAGUCGAGGCUAUUGUCGAAAAGUCGUCACGAACUGUUGUCGAACCUACCAACGAAAAUGAUUUUUUAUCUGCUAGUUUUAAAAUUUUAAGUAGUGAUGAUAAUCAUGCAAAAUGGAAAAAGACAUUUACAAAAGUCCCAAUUGAUGUCAAGCGUUGUGGCGAGGGAGAUUUAUCAUCUACGGUAUAUGCAAGCGUGUUAGUGAAAGAGAGUGACAGAGAUAUGAUGCCUGUGCUAGAAUAUAAGGCAAUCGCGGAUUAUUAUCCUGGCAGUUUUUAUGUGAAAUUACCUGCAAAACAAAACACAGACAAAAUAUUAUCAAAUGAAAAUGCACAUCCUUUGCGCAUAUGUAAUCACUUCCGAAAGACAGCAAUCAAAGUGUGUCACAAAAAUAGAAGAUUGCUGGCUUCUAAUAUAUCAGAAAGUUGUGCCUCACUUGUUAGUCGGACGGAUAGACAAAAUAUCAGUGAGGACGUGAGGCAGAGUGUUAAAGACACAUGCGAGCGUGGUUAUUUCGCUCUAAAAUCUUACUGUGAUAAUGCAGCAAUGAUAGCUGACUCAAACUUGUGCCUGGAGUUAUUCACGGAACAGGAAACUUUCUAUGUGAGCGAGGACACUCAUGUAAUAUUUAAUGUUGUUUUUCCGGACGGACAUACCGUCCGUUCUCCUGUGUAUAGAUUUAACAGUAGUGCUGCGCAUGUCACGGAAACUGUAGUUUUGAAGGGAAUAAACGUAAUUCCUAAAAUAUUAAACUUUAGCAUCAAUCCCCCUGAUCCUCAUCCAAACCAGGGGUAUGAAGCGAUAAUUCGUUACAAGUGCGUGUCGGACACAACAAAACUGCACAUGCGCGUUGAAGGGGACGAUAGUUACACCAGUGACGUCACUUGUUAUGGAAACCAACAAUGUAAUUGUUGUACGCUUCACGUUGCUGGUGCGACUGCGCAUGUAACAGAUACGGUAAAAAUAGAGUUAUCUGACUCAACUUCCGGUGUAAACAUCACGCAACAAUAUCGCGUGAUGUUCUAG
This is a messenger RNA of Ylistrum balloti, 2214 nucleotides long. RefSeq lists its product as uncharacterized. NCBI's taxonomy places the organism in Eukaryota, Metazoa, Mollusca, Bivalvia, Pectinida, Pectinidae. The record is from RefSeq and is a predicted model, not a curated record. The transcript is spliced from 6 exons. Bases 1 to 2214 code for a protein of 737 amino acids.